AUGGACUCCGGAGAUGCUGCCCGCCUCGCCCUGGCAGCAUGCGGCAUCCUCUCUGUCCUCGCCAUCGCCUACCUCGUCCGCCUCAACAUCAUGCUCAAGGGCACGCCGGCUGAGGCCCGAGGGAUCGUGACGCCGUGGACGGAGGAGCUGCGGCGCAAGGCCUACAAGGAGCUCGAGAACAACCCGGUGGACUGGACUGCCGACCUGCCCCCCAAGCUGGACCGGAGAUACAUCAUCACGGGAGGCAACGGUCUCGUCGGUGGUUACAUUGUCCUCCAGCUCCUGGCUAGAGGCACGUCGCCAGAGAGCAUCCGCAUCCUGGACAUCCGCGAGACGGAGCGCAGUGACCUGUCCAUCGGACCAGCCGCCCAGGUGGAAUUCAUCAAGACGGACAUCACCUCCCCCGAGUCGCUGGACGCCGCCUUCAGCAAGCCGUGGAGUAAAUCCGUCGCUCACCUGCCGCUCACCGUCUUCCACACUGCCGCCGUCAUCGUCGUGUCGGAGAGGAUCAAGCUCUUCUACCGGCUGCCCGAGGCCGUCAACAUCCACGGCACCAGGAACGUCCUCGACGCCGCGCGCAAGGCCGGCGCCGACAUCUUCUCCGCCACCUCGUCCGGCUCCAUCGCCAUACGUCCCAUCAGCGUCUGGGAUUCCUGGUGGCGGUCCCAGCCGAGGGACUACCUCCAGUUCAUAGACGAGAGCGACUUCGACAAGCCCAUGCGCGCCCACGAGGAGUACUUCGGCAACUAUGCCGUUUCCAAGGCGGACGCUGAAAGGAUGGUCUGCGGCGAGAACGAGGAGUCUUUCCGCACGGGGUGCAUCCGGCCAACUAAUGCAGUCUACGGCCAGCAGGGGGACGCCUGCUUUGGUAGGCUGUUGAGUCUACCUGUGAUUCAGACCUGGAUCCCCCACGUCAUUCAGAACUUCGUCCACGGAGCCAACGUAGCCGAAGGCCACCUCCGUCAAGAAGCAGUCCUCGCCAGGAAAGGCGACUGUCCACAGGCCGGCAGACCAUUCAUCGUGACCGAUCCCAACCCCCCAAUCACCUUCGCCGACUUGUACGGGACCAUCACCACCCUCUCAGUCCACCCCACCAAGCUCCAGCUCAUACAACCGGUGAUCAUCCUGGUGCUAUCCCACAUACUCGAGUGGUACAGCCAGCUCCCCUACCGCCUCCCCUUCCUGAAGCCCAUCCUUCCCGAGAUGAAGGGUGACAUCAAGACGCUGCGCCCGGGCCUGUUCUCCGUCUGCACGCACGUCAUCGCGUCGGACGCGAGAGCGAGGAAGCCCGUGGCCGAGGGCGGCCUCGGGUACCGCGGGACGUUCACGACGCUGCAGGGCAUGGUCACGGAGGUCAUCGAGUGGAACCAGGAGCACUCGGAUAAGGAGAAGGCGAGGAGGGUGUACUCGACGUCCAUACUGCUGGCGGAUAAGCUGGAGAAGGUGCAUGGGUCUUGA
This is a messenger RNA of Clonostachys rhizophaga, 1458 nucleotides long. NCBI's taxonomy places the organism in Eukaryota, Fungi, Ascomycota, Sordariomycetes, Hypocreales, Bionectriaceae. The record is from the annotation of a GenBank genome assembly.